This is a messenger RNA of Salvia miltiorrhiza (redroot sage), 755 nucleotides long. Its product is annotated as remorin-like. The record is from RefSeq and is a predicted model, not a curated record. Lineage: Eukaryota; Viridiplantae; Streptophyta; Magnoliopsida; Lamiales; Lamiaceae. Bases 117 to 545 code for a protein of 142 amino acids. The transcript is spliced from 3 exons.
UUAGAAACGUACGAGCCCUUUCGUUAUUCUCUCCGGUUGUCUAUUGGGAGCUUCUGUCCAUUUUGGCCUUGCUUGCCGUCGGAGAGGUCGGAGGCGCCGGAAAGUGCCACAUACGGAUGGCGCUGUCUCCGCCGUCGCCGUCGCCGCCGCCACAGGACGCCCAACCUCCGCCGAAUGUUUCUCUGGCGAAGCUAGAGCAGGAGAAGGAGCUCUCCUUCAUCAAGGCGUGGGAGGAAAGCAGAAAGAGCAGAGCCCAAAACAGGGCUGAAAGGAAGCAAGCCAAAGUGAGUUCAUGGGAGAACAGCAAGAAGGUGUCCCUUGAGGCGCGUCUCAAGAAAGUCGAGGAGCGGUUGGAGAGGAAGAAGGCGGAGUACGCGGAGAAGGCGAAGAACAAGGAAGCACAGAUCCACAAAAAGGCAGAGGAAAAGAGAGCUAUGGUUGAAGCAGUGAAGGGCCAAGAACUGCUCAAGGCGGAGGAGAUGGCCGCCCAGUAUCGCGCAGACGGCCACCUUCCUAAAAUGCGUUUCAAAUGCUUCAAACAUUAAAUCUCGGUGCGAACUCAUGUCUAUGAACAGUGAAGUUUAGGAUUCAAACCUCGCCGCUCCCCCUCUCCCAAGUAAAAAAAAAAUGUCAAUUCUCUUGUUUUUUUGUGCGUGUGUGUUAAAGCUAGAGAGAAAAUAUAUUUGUCAAUUUUUAAGGUUACAGAGUCUGAACAGAGGAAAUUACAUCUGCAAUCUUUCUUACAAAGACAGAAA